AUGUUCUGCUGUCGCCUCAUGAAUUAUGUGGGCAGCUUGGGCCCCUUGACAAUCCUCGAGAUUCGACAGCUGGUGGCGGAUGUCCGAGCAGGCUCAUUCAAAUCCUUGGGCUGUUUGAUGGUUCCCACAUAUUUGCUCAAUUUUCAUGAGUGCCUUCGAUUUGUCCUGAUGUGGCUCCUCAUCAUCAUGUUCUCCCAGGAGCCUUUCCUUCAUUGCCUGAGCGCUAUGGACUGCCCGCAGGGGCGACAACACCAAGACGUGUACUCUGGCUGUGCCUUCUUGGCUAUGAUCAUUUUUUGGACACAGCUGUUGGACUUGGCCAUUUUUUCCGAGAAGAUCAUGGCGUGUGCUGCCGGGCGCACGCGCGGUGUGUACGAAUUUUGCUGA
This is a messenger RNA of Durusdinium trenchii, 387 nucleotides long. Lineage: Eukaryota; Dinophyceae; Suessiales; Symbiodiniaceae. The record is from the annotation of a GenBank genome assembly.